AUGGCGGCCAGAUUCUCGCCCGACUCACGUCGCCUUGCAAUUGUUUCCAAGAUCGAGAAAGACGAAAUACCUGACGGAAUGGCUAUCAAAAUCGAGGACCUCUCGCUGACCUCCCGACCGCACUAUAUCUACCUUGACGUGGGUUCUGUCAACUCGAUUGCCUUCUCACCCGAUAGUCUACUGUUAGCGGUCAUCUGCUAUCCCGGGAUAGUUUUCAUAUUGGAUGUCACAUAUGGGGACUUGCUGAAAACUAUCGACCCGGACUCCAACUACCAGAAUCAAAGGCAGUACAAUUAUAUUGAAAUAUUCGGCUUUUCGCCUCGUGGUCGAGUUCAGGAACCACAUCCUAUGUCGGAGGAUCGUCCCAAACGGGGGAUAAGUCGACUUUGGAGUGCCAUGAAGGGGAAAUCACCCAAAGCUCCCAUCGUCGAGUCUCCCACUCAGAGUCAAACGUGCGAAAGUCGCACCGACAAAUACGCCUUUUCUCCCGAUGGUCGAAUCCUGACAAUAGAUCCCGACGAUUGGUACUUUUGCGACGAGCACCCUCCACAUUUUGAAUUGCCCUCGUCUCUUCUAGCUGAGGGCUAUCGAUCAUAUUGUCUGUUCCUGGAUACUCCGCCCGGCAAAAGCAAUCGGAAACCCAGCUUGCGUCUAGAAUAUACUACGAACGGGUCUUCUGACGAGAACGCCGCUUCCAGUUCUCCCGAUAACACGGAGAUUUGUGUGGAAGGGGAGAAUGACGAAUGGGUGACCUUUCGAGGUCAUUCGAUUCUUUGGCUGCCACCUGAGUAUCGGCCUUUCCGGCGAGGGUCAGAUAGUGUUGUCUGGGCAACUUACAAAAACAUUCUUGCCAUGGGGCACAAAUCGGGACAGGUCACUUUCAUCAAGUUUGAUUUACCCUUCGAAGGUCUUUCAUCCUGUGCUGGGAGGACUCGGGCCGAGGUCGUGCAUCGGCCUAGCCGCGGUGCUGUAUAUAAAUAG
Molecule: messenger RNA, 981 nt
Organism: Penicillium argentinense
Lineage: Eukaryota; Fungi; Ascomycota; Eurotiomycetes; Eurotiales; Aspergillaceae
Product: WD40 repeat domain-containing protein
Exons: 1
Coding region: 1-981 (326 amino acids)
Molecular function (GO): protein binding
Source: RefSeq, a predicted model, not a curated record